CUGCAGAUUGAAGUUAAAACCCCGAAUAAUAGUGUACCUAGGUAGAUUUAUAGACUAAAGACUAUCCUAGCAGCCUAGGCAGCUGGGCAGCUGGGCUAGAUUUCCAGUGUUUCCGUUCCUUGUAGCGCGCAUAGUGUCGGCUUGUUUGUUAGUGGGCUAGUGAGGGGCAUAAGCAGCCUUGAAUGGUGGGGUGGAUUCUUUCGUAAAUUCUCGCCUCAUACCGAAUGCAAUGGCGAGAUUCUGUCUGACCUGACCAAAACUUUAAAUUCUUUCCUAUUCCCAACUUUUUUUUCCCUCUUCUUUCGCUAACUAAAUUCUACUUUUAAAAUUUCCCAUAUUCUACCUACCCAGCGGUCACUUUUCCACCGUUUAAUUCGGUUUAAUAGCUAAUAUCCGCCGUUCGAACGUUGCCCGCCAUGACCGUCGCCAAUGGCACAGUACCGCACAACCCGCCGCGUGCUGCGACGGUCAUAUCCGCUAAAGAAUUAAUUGGCAACACGCCUUUAGUACGCCUAAACAAGAUCCCACAGUCUUUUGGCAUAGAGAGCGAAGUUUAUGCCAAAGUUGAGCUUUUCAAUGCUGGCGGUUCCGUCAAGGAUCGCAUAGCAUUGCGGAUGAUCGAAGAGGCCGAACGAACUGGCCGUAUCAAGCCUGGCGAUACCCUGAUCGAGCCCACCAGCGGAAAUACCGGCAUCGGUCUAGCACUAGUAGGCGCUAUCAAGGGAUACAAGACCAUCAUUACUCUACCCGAGAAGAUGUCUGCCGAGAAAGUCUCCGUGCUGAAAGCCUUGGGAGCAACCAUCAUCCGCACACCGACCCAAGCCGCCUGGGAUAGCCCUGAGAGCCAUAUUGGCGUAGCGAGGAGGUUGGUUAAGGAAAUACCAAACGCUCACAUCCUGGAUCAAUAUUCAAACGAAAAUAAUCCUUUGGCCCACGAGUUGGGCACCGCUGAGGAAAUCUGGGAACAAACCGGCGGUAAAAUCACAUGUAUUGUUGCUGGUGCUGGAACAGGUGGAACCAUCACAGGCUUGGCAAAGGGGUUGAAAAAACAUAACAAGGAUAUCAAAGUUGUGGCUGCCGACCCCCAAGGAAGUAUCUUGGCUUUGCCUGAGGCGCUUAACGACGAGCAUCGUGACGAACCGUACAAGGUUGAAGGAAUUGGUUACGAUUUCAUACCCGAUGUGCUCGAUCGGGAGAAAGUUGACAAAUGGUAUAAGACCGAUGAUAAGGAGUCCUUUAAGCUCGCACGACGGUUGAUUGCCGACGAGGGACUACUUGUCGGUGGAAGUUCUGGAAGCGCUCUAAGCGCUGCACUGAAGGCAGUCAAGGAUCUCGGUUUGGGUAAGGAUGACGUUGUCGUUGUCAUUCUACCGGACAGCAUCCGAAGCUAUCUAACAAAGUUUGCGGAUGACGACUGGCUGGCAGCUAACGAUCUUCUGCCGCCUGCCGACACGGCCGCAAAGGAAGCAGUGGCUGAUAACACCCCGGUGGAGAAGCCUGAUGACCCUUACUCAGGAGCAACGGUUCGCUCGCUAAGAUUAAAACCGGUCCUCUCAGUCCUUGCUACCAGUUCAUGCGCCGAAGCUAUCGAGACCAUGCGUGACAAGGGCUACGAUCAGCUUCCUGUUCUUGCCAGCGCGGGAGGCAAGCUCGUGGGCCUUGUCACCCUUGGCAAUCUGCUCAGCUACGUAUCGCGUGGACGAGCCAGCGGGCAAAGCCCGGUUAAGGAUGUCAUGUUCGACUUCAGUAAGAUAGACGAGGUGGUUACCGACCCUCGAGAAGGGAAAGGAAGCAAGCGCCGCAAGUUUGUCGAGAUCACGCUCGAUACGCCUAUUACAGAACUUAGCAGGUUUUUCGAGUGGAACAGUGCUGCCGUCGUCACUGAACCUAGCCAAGGAAAAGCCAAGGCGCUUAGCAAACCUGUCGCGGUCGUAACCAAGGUUGACUUGCUGACCUGGAUGGUCAAGCAGGUUAAAGCUUGAUUGAAGUUGGAUUGUUUAUCAAAGAAGGGCUUUUUGCUGCCCGCUGCUAAGAAACUUGGAGACGAGUCAUCGCACGGCGCUACGGUGGAAUUGCAUCUAAAUCAUCAACGUACAGUAUUAAUAUAGACUUGGGUAGGGUGCGUUAAAUAUGGUGGGCUCAGGCUCAACCUUCACAAGUAGAAUCGGGUAUUUUUUCGAAACAUUCGUAUAGACAUGAUACGUAUAACACGUAGUCGUAAUGAUGCUAUAUUUGUUACACUAGUGAAGCAUUUUUAUGCUCUCGUGUUUUCUUUCCCCUAACAGUACGAGA
This is a messenger RNA of Daldinia caldariorum, 2292 nucleotides long. RefSeq names its product cystathionine beta-synthase. NCBI's taxonomy places the organism in Eukaryota, Fungi, Ascomycota, Sordariomycetes, Xylariales, Hypoxylaceae. Gene Ontology annotation, cellular component: cytoplasm. The transcript has a single exon. The coding region runs from base 417 to 1982 and encodes 521 amino acids. Gene Ontology annotation, molecular function: cystathionine beta-synthase activity; cysteine synthase activity. The record is from RefSeq and is a predicted model, not a curated record.